Messenger RNA from Drosophila bipectinata, 1263 nucleotides. Lineage: Eukaryota; Metazoa; Arthropoda; Insecta; Diptera; Drosophilidae. The record is from RefSeq and is a predicted model, not a curated record.
AAUAAUAUUGUUCACCGCCAGGCAGAAUUUAUUGAACGUCAUAAAUAUCCUGUAGAAUUUCACAAUGUGGUCACCGAGGAUGGCUAUAUCCUGGGAGUAUUUAGGAUACCCAAUUCUCCGCACAAUACAGGGACUUUUAAUGUGACUAGACCCGUGUUUCUUCUGCAGCAUGGUAUUCUAAUGUCCUCUGACUGCUGGGUAAUAACAGAUCCUCGCCAUGGAUUGCCAUUUUUACUAGCAGACGCGGGCUUUGAUGUUUGGAUGAUAAACUCCAGGGGUAACAGGUAUUCUCGCCGACAUCAACACCUCGAUCCGGAUGGAACCCAGUUUUGGCAAUUUAGCUUUCACGAAAUGGGCAACCACGAUCUUCCCGACACCAUUGAUUUUAUCCUGAGACACACCAAUCAGGCAGGGCUUCAUUUCGUGGGUCAUUCUCAAGGUGCCACUGCUUUCCUGGUGAUGCUCUCAUUGCGGCCGGAGUACGGCGAAAAGAUUUUUUCUAGCCAUCUCUUGGCACCGGUGGCAUUUCAAAGGCAUUCCUCCUCUUGGCUUGCAAGGAACUUAUUGGAGAAUGCCCUUCAACUUCCGGAUAUAGAAAUUCCAGCCAUUCAUCCAAGCCUGCAAGAGGUUGUUCACUCAGUCUGUGCUAUUUCUUGGAUACGGGAAAUAUGCAAGUACAUUCUGUUUUUCUUUGCGGGUGGAGAGUCUAAACACUUGGAUGAAAUGCUGGUGCCCAGAAUUAUGUCCAUUGUACUGGCCGGGAUUUCGAGUAGACAAAUACGCCACUUUGCUUCCAACAUCAAGUACGAUAGAUUUGCUCUUUUGGACUUUGGAGACCAGGAAAACUUACGAAUAUAUGGCAGCCUGCAACCUCCAGAUUAUCCUCUGGGAAGUAUAAGGACCUUGAAGCCCAUUAAUUUGUACUUUGGAGGAAAGGACAAGUGGUUGGAUGUUAAGGAUUCAAGGAAGUUAAUAAGAAUACUACCCGAGUCGAAUUUAAAUGUGAUGCCGACAUGGAACCAUAGUAUGUAUCCCUUGCUGUUGGCCACUCAUCCGGUGGGUAUUUCCACCCGCCAACCCGAAAACAACAUCCACUUCACGGAUUCCGGAAAGUUUCGCCAAUAUGACUACGGUCUAAUGGAAAUCGCCUCCGGACUACAAGCUAAAUGUUAUCCGCCAGCUGUCCCAGUAUACAUAUUUUUUACAGCGACCAAUGCCACGGACAUCUGGAUUUUGGCCAGUAAAUGGUGCACGUGGUGGUGA